Molecule: messenger RNA, 696 nt
Organism: Nilaparvata lugens (brown planthopper)
Lineage: Eukaryota; Metazoa; Arthropoda; Insecta; Hemiptera; Delphacidae
Product: sex-determining region Y protein-like
Exons: 1
Coding region: 1-696 (231 amino acids)
Source: RefSeq, a predicted model, not a curated record
AUGGAUUUAACCCCAGGUCCUUCAAGAGAAGUAUUCCGGAUUCCAGCCAAUGAGGAUAAACUUCUACGUAUAUUAGAUCAGUUUUGUUCUGACGAAGAAGCCGAGCUAGACGAAAUUCAUGGAACUGAUAUAGAUAGAACAGAGGAUGAUGUGAAUAAUGAAGAUCCAAUUGAGGAGGAAAUGAUUCGAAUGUUUGAGGAUGACUCGGAACUACAUGAAGAACUACAGAACUUCCAUGAACUACAAAAAGAAAUAGAGGAGGUCCCACAACAACAUGAACAACAGCAGGACAACCCAGAUCUACAUGAAGAACUACAGAAUUUCCAUGAACUGCAAGAAGAAAUAGAGGAGGUCCCACAACAACAUGAACAACAGCAGGACAACCCAGAUCUACAUGAAGAACUACAGAAUUUCCAUGAACUGCAAGAAGAAAUAGAGGAGAUCCCACAACAACAUGAACAACAGCAGGACAACCCAGAUCUACAUGAAGAACUACAGAAUUUCCAUGAACUGCAAGAAGAAAUAGAGGAGGUCCCACAACAACAUGAACAACAGCAGGACAACCCAGAUCUACAUGAAGAACUACAGAAUUUCCAUGAACUGCAAGAAGAAAUAGAGGAGGUCCCACAACAACAUGAACAACAGCAGGACAACCCAGAUCUACAUGAAGAACUACAGAAUUUCCAUGAACUGUAA